AGAUGGUUUUGCGAAUUAUACACGUGUCCCAACAACCUUUGGACCAAAAUACGUGUGUAAAUAGCAGUACAACUUGGCGUCUGCUGCCAAAGGCCCGACACUGGCCUUUGAGAUGAUCUUCACACUGUAAACAUGGACUUUGAUGAGGUGGAUGCAGGCCUAUUUCUAGGAAGCAGAAGAGCCCUGAAGUCCUUUCUGUCCUCUCAAAGUGGUGUCACGCUGUCUGUCCUGACAGUGGAGAGUGAGGACCUCACUGAAGUCCUGCAGGAAGUGAAUCAACACUUGUUUGUCCAAGUGGAUGACGUGAAAGAUGGCGACCUGCUGUCUCACUUUGAUGAUAUGCUCGCCUUCAUUGAAGACGGACUGCGCGACGGCGUAGUUUACGUCCACUGCCGACACGGCGUGUCCCGCAGCGCGGCCGUCUGCGCCGCCUUCCUGAUGCGGCGGUACGGCCUCGACCCCGGCCAGGCGGUGGACAGACUGCGCCUGUCUCGGCCGUUCGUGACGCCGAACGCCGGCUUCAUGCAGCAGCUGGAGCUGUACGCGCGGCUCGGCUGCCGCGGCAGCCUGCAAAAGCCCAUCUACCGACGUUACCGGCUGGGCGUGGCUGGCCGAGCCGCGGCCGCAGACCCGGCCAGCCAGUCGGCGCUGGUGACGCCGCUCGUCCUGCCCGACCCCGACAUGGCCGGCGCUGUUGCUGCUGUCUAUAGGUGUCGCCAGUGUCGCACGGCACUCUUCUCGCAGCUGAGCGUCGUCGACGGCCAGGACGUCGAGAAGCCAGACUCAGGCGGCGACGGCAGUCUGCGGGUGCUGCCGCUGCCCUGGAUGGCCGGCGUGGCGGGUCAGCCGAACGGCAGGCUCAAGUGUCACAAGUGCUCCUGCAAGCUCGGCGCCUUCUCGUGGGCGCCAGGUAACCGGGCGACCGCGGCUCCGGUGGCAGACCUGGUCCCACGUCAGAGCCCGACACACUCCCGACAACUCAACAACUGCUCCGACGACUCGGUGCUCAUUGCUUUGUACGGACGGUGUUACGCGCAAUUUCAUGUGUUAUUCUCUUUCCUCUCCGCAUCAUUUUAGUCCGUUACAGCUGGUGGCAAAACAAAACGCAUAGGUAGUACCGCAGUCCCACCUGAUCUGAGUUCUCACAGAAUGUGGCCUCUCGGCUCUCUGUCAAUCCCAGGACAGGCAAACGGACACCGCGAAUCAAAUGUUUUCUGAGCGCAAAUUUAUUUUAUGUGAAAGCGAGUCUGCAUUCGCCAUUUAGCGGGGCCGCUAUGUUGUCCCUUGAGUUGCAUCAGGUUCCCCGCACAACAAAACGCAUUUCUUUAAGUCACAGGUUUUUCUGUAAUACAGAGAUUUAACAAGCCCAGAAAAUGAAUUCAAUUGCCAUGCAAUAAUGUUUGUGACAGUAAAAUGAGAUCCUUUGAGGCAUCUUUGUCAAAUGUUACCGUACGAUAGAUACAACUGAAUGCCUGUCAUUGUUAAGAACCGCGCUAUGGUUAAAGCUGUGGUUUUUUCAAGAUCCAAUCCAAACCUUUUGAAUGGAUAGA
Molecule: messenger RNA, 1550 nt
Organism: Pollicipes pollicipes
Lineage: Eukaryota; Metazoa; Arthropoda; Thecostraca; Pollicipedomorpha; Pollicipedidae
Gene: MKP-4
Product: dual specificity protein phosphatase MPK-4
Exons: 8
Coding region: 133-1077 (314 amino acids)
Biological process (GO): protein dephosphorylation
Molecular function (GO): protein tyrosine/serine/threonine phosphatase activity
Source: RefSeq, a predicted model, not a curated record